AUGGCAGCCGGCGAUCCGGUGACUCAUAGGGUUUCAACGAAACGCCAGCAGUCACGAGACGACAGCGAAAGCCAGCCGAAGAAGAAGGCAAGGCCGUCGAAGCUUGAAGUGUCCCGGCACGAAAAACUCAUGGUCUCCUUGCAGCAGUGUGCUACUAAGGGUAGGAGGCCAGGAAGCCUGGCAGCCCCUGUUGCGAUUAAGAAGAGCCGAAAAGAACAGCAAGAAACCGAAGUCGCAAAGGAAAUGCAGAAGAAAGAAAACCAAGGGAAGAAGGAAAGCAAGGAGAAGAAGGAAGUCAAAGAGAAGAAGGAAAGCAAAGAGCAAGUCAAAGAGAAGAAGGAAAGCAAAGAGAAGAAGGAAAGCCAGGAGCAGGGAGGAAACAAGGAGAAGAAGGGAAGCAAAGAGCAGAAGGAAAGCAAAGAGCAAGUCAAAGAGAAGAAGGAAAGCAAAGAGCAGAAGGAAAGCAAAGAGCAGAAGGAAAGCAAGGAGAAGAAGGCGAGCAAAGAGAAGAAGGAAAGCAAGGAGCAGAAGGAAAGCAAGGAGAAGAAGGAAAGCAAAGAGCAGAAGGACAGCAAAGAGCAGAAGGAAAGCCAGGAGCAGGGAGGAAACAAGGAGAAGAAGGGAAGCAAAGAGCAGAAGGACAGCAGAGCAGAGCAGAGGGACCACAAGAAAAAGAAGGACAGCAAAAAGAGAGUGCAGGAGGAAAGCAAAGAGCAGAAGGAAAGCAAGGAGAAGAAGGCAAGCAAAGAGAAGAAGGAAGACCAGACGGCCAAAGUCACGAAGCGGAAGAAGGAAGGCACAAGCAAGCAGGACGACGAUGAAACGGCGGAAGCCUUCGAUGAGGUGGCUCUCCUGGAGGCGGAGCUUGCAGCUCAGGAGCUAGCGGAAGCCCAAGAGGACUCGGAGGUCUCAGAUGGAGACCAGUGCUCCAAGGACCCAGGUGCCGGCGCUUUGGACAGUGACGAGGAGCUGCCUCAGUCGCAAGAUUGUGUCUUGGACGAAGAGGACAUGCAGUCCGACUCGUCAAGCGACCAGUCGGAGGAGAACGUGGACGGCGACUCCUUGAGUGACGCUGAGGACACAAAGGCGUUGAGUACGGCCGUGGCGGCUGAGCCCGUUCGGAACAGUGCCACACACAAGAAGGAAUGGGCGAUUUUUGAUCGUGCCAUUAAGAACCGCCAGAAGUUCCCCGUCGCUCUGAGCAACUAUGCGAGCAAGUCCAAGACGGAUUUGUUUGCUGCAUGGCUCGAUUGCAAUGGCAAUUGGGAUGUUGUUGCUAUUCAGGGAAAGGACUUGAAGACAAAGUACCUAGCAAUGUACAAGCAAGUGAUUGCAGCAAGAAAAGCCGAAGGCCGCUGGUACAAAGACAAGGACUUCCCCGACAACGAAGAUGAAGCAUGGUAUUACAUGCCGAAGGGCCACCUGCUGCGGCCUGACAAUGCCACGAGCGAAGAACAAAAGUUGUCUGUCGAACAAGGUAUGGAUGAGGACUUGGCGAAGGUACUGGAGGAGAACAACCUGCUUCAGGCAGGCACCUUGCCUGCGGUACACGCAGCCACUGAGGCUGGCGAGAAGACGCUUCUGGCCUUCUUCGAUGAAGGUGCUGCUGUGGCAAAGCCAGCACCGAAACCCAGGAAGGACAAGGAGUCAACGGAGGAUGCCAAGGAGAUGGAACCGAAGACCGUGCGCCAGCUGGUGGCAGAAGCGAAGCCGGAGAUCCUGAAGGAUGCCUCGAAAGCUCGGGAGACCUCCCUCACCCUGAACAACCUCAACUACGGUGAAAAGCUGGCCGAGCAGCUGCUGAAUUACUCCAGGCAGAUGGAGCUGACCUACAAGAGGCUAGCUGAGCUGGAGGCAAAGGAGAGCACCGAGGAUGCCGAGUUGAACAAGUUUCUGAAGUAUGUGGCCAAGAAGAAGCCAUGGUUCCAGCAAGCCCAGGCUCACUGA
Symbiodinium sp. CCMP2592 is the source of this 1947-nucleotide messenger RNA. NCBI's taxonomy places the organism in Eukaryota, Dinophyceae, Suessiales, Symbiodiniaceae. The record is from the annotation of a GenBank genome assembly.